This is a messenger RNA of Myotis myotis, 1283 nucleotides long. RefSeq names its product C-X-C motif chemokine receptor 5 (gene CXCR5). Gene Ontology annotation, cellular component: membrane. Gene Ontology annotation, biological process: lymph node development; chemotaxis; B cell activation. The transcript has 2 exons. The record is from RefSeq and is a predicted model, not a curated record. Bases 162 to 1283 code for a protein of 373 amino acids. Gene Ontology annotation, molecular function: C-X-C chemokine receptor activity. NCBI's taxonomy places the organism in Eukaryota, Metazoa, Chordata, Mammalia, Chiroptera, Vespertilionidae.
GCAGGCAGUGGGUCCUACGCAGCCUGGCCCGCCCGGGCGACUGCGCACGGCUCAUUUGCUUAAAUUUGCACCUGUCGGCUGCCACCUUCCUAUAGGUGCCGCCUGCAAGUUUCUCAGCAUCAGACCACGAGUGGCCAGUUUGGGGACAAACAGCUACAGCUAUGAACUACCCCUUAACCCUGGACAUGGACUUCAUCAUCAACUACAACCUGGAGGACCUGGAACUAGGAAACUACAGCGACAGCACGGAGACCGCCCCCGUGGAAAACCACGUCUGCUCGGCGGCCGAGGGGCCCCUCCUGACCUCCUUCAAGGCCGUGUUCAUGCCCGUGGCCUACGGCCUGGUCUUCCUCCUGGGGCUGACGGGCAACAUCCUGGUGCUGGCGGUCCUGGAGCGGCACCGGCACACGCGCAGCUCCACCGAGACCUUCCUGUUCCACCUGGCGGCGGCCGACCUGCUGCUGGUGCUCAUCCUGCCCUUCGCCGUGGCCGAGGGCUCGGUGGGCUGGGUCCUGGGCGCCGUCCCCUGCAAGGCCGUGAUCGCGCUGCACAAGGUCAACUUCUACUGCAGCAGCCUGCUGCUGGCCUGCGUGGCCGUGGACCGCUACCUGGCCAUCGUGCUCGCCGUCCACGCCUACCGCCACCGCCGCCGCCUCUCCGUCCACGCCACCUGCGCCGCCGUCUGGCUGGCGGGCUGCCUCCUGGCCCUGCCCGAGCUGCUCUUCGCCAAGGUCAGCCAGCCCUCGCGCAACACCUCGCUGCCGCUCUGCACCUUCUCCCAGGAGAGCCGCGCCGAGGCCCGCGCCUGGUUCACCGCCCGCUUCCUCUACCACUUCGGCGGCUUCCUGCUGCCCAUGCUGGUGAUGGGCUGGUGCUACGCGGGGGUGGUGCGCAGGCUGUGCCAGGCCCAGCGGCGCCCGCAGCGCCAGAAGGCGGUCAGGGUGGCCAUCCUGGUGACGAGCGUCUUCUUCCUCUGCUGGUCGCCCUACCACGUGGCCAUCUUCCUGGACACCCUGUCCCGGCUGCGGGCCGUGGGCGGCAGCUGUGCGCUGCGCGGCUAUCUGUCCGUGGCCAUCACCGUGGGCGAGUUCCUGGGCCUGGCCCACUGCUGCCUCAACCCCGUGCUCUACACGUUCGCAGGGGUCAAGUUCCGCAGCGACCUGUCGCGGGUGCUGGCCAAGCUGGGCUGCGCGGGGCCCGCCGCCCUCUGCCAGUUCCUCCCCGCCUGGCGCAAGAGCAGCCUCUCCGAGUCGGAGAACGCCACCUCCCUCACCACCUUCUAG